Parnassius mnemosyne (clouded apollo) is the source of this 618-nucleotide messenger RNA. NCBI's taxonomy places the organism in Eukaryota, Metazoa, Arthropoda, Insecta, Lepidoptera, Papilionidae. The record is from the annotation of a GenBank genome assembly.
AUGAAGAAGAUUGUAAUUUUUGGUUCUACUGGCGUGACCGGCCUUUGCGCAGUUGAAGCAGCUGUUAAGAAAGAUCUACAAGUGCGUGCAUUCCUGCGAGACCCAGCCAAGCUCUCCGAUCACCUCAAGGACAAGGUGGAGGUUUUCAAAGGCGAUGUCCUCGAGCCCGACUCCGUCGCCAACGCGGUAGAGGGCAACGACGGCGUCGUUGUCACCCUGGGCACCCGUAAUUGCUUGGAUCCGACCUCCGAUCUAUCCGAAGGUCUUAAAAACAUACUAGAGGCAAUGCGGGCCAAGAACGUUAAGAAUAUAACCGUAUGCAUGUCCGCUUUUCUAUUUUACGAACCGGACAAAGUGCCUGAAAAGUUCGUCCCGUUGAACGACGACCAUAAGAGGAUGUAUGAAGCACUGAAGGAGAGUGGCCUGAAUUGGGUCGCCGUAUUCCCACCUCAUAUUUCAGAGGACCCAAGCCGUGAAAUCAUCGUUGAGAUUAACCCACAGAAGUCGCCCGGCAGAGCCAUCUCCAAGUGGGACCUCGGCGCGUUUAUGGUUGACGCUCUUUUCGAGUCUAAAUACUACAAGUCUGUCAUUGGGUUGUGUAAUGUACCUAAGCAAUAG